Molecule: messenger RNA, 1380 nt
Organism: Ostrea edulis (European flat oyster)
Lineage: Eukaryota; Metazoa; Mollusca; Bivalvia; Ostreida; Ostreidae
Exons: 5
Coding region: 1-1011 (336 amino acids)
Molecular function (GO): protein binding
Source: RefSeq, a predicted model, not a curated record
AUGAGACAAACUACGAUUUUCAUUAUAACUACUUACGUCAGUGCUAUUUACCAAGAUUGGCCAGUUACUAAUGCUAACUUUGGAUGCGCGACAGUCCGUCUCCUCACAGACGACAAUGUACAGAACUCUACUAACCAAAAUCUCGUCGGAGUGGAUAGUCAAAACGUGGACAUGUUCAGACAACUGCUGAAUCAAGAAACUAUCAUCAGAAUGAACUUGAUCAAAAAUGUCCACGCGUUGAUGAAAGACAUGUUGACUCUAAAGGAAAACUUCGCUGUGGUCGAACAAAAAAAUUCUCACGAGUCGUUCCAACGAAAUAUCGAUAUCGAUCGGAAGGCAUUUGAACUGAAUGUUUCAAACAUACUGGCAGACAUUAAAAUCGAGGUACGGUAUUUGUCUAUCAACUUGCUGGAUCUAAACGCACACACUCGUUACAUGAACAAAACAGUAGACAGUCUGAAGGUCGAGCUGAAGGAAGCUCAGAUUGAACAACUGAAGUUAUCCUCUGCUGUGACCUCUCUAGAGAUGUUCCGAAUGAAUCUGACCAACACUAAAUGUUGUACUGAUGGUUUUCUGAUUACUGUAUACAGGGUUAUUUUCGCCCUGUGUUAUUUUCGCCUUUAUACCUUGCUGACGGUUUGCCCCGUUUUACAUUCGCCCAGGCACAGUUCUGUUAAAACAGAGAUAAGACAGAAAACAUAUUUCAUUAACAACAUCGGGGAUGGAUACAAUCCCAGUACGGGUGUUUUCACAGCCCCUACAGAGGGACACUGCGUCUUCUUCAUCACUGUCGUGGAAUAUAGUAAACAAUAUAACAUGGUUGACAUUAUUCUAAAUGGGUCAUCAAAGGUCAGAACAAUAGGAGAAGACGAUGCAGGUUACCAGACGGGAACAAACAUGGCUGUCCUGCGGCUUCAGCAGGGAGACACGGUGUACAUCAGACGUUACUCUGGCAAAGGUUAUUACACCCACAACACUCCCAUCACAACGUUCUCUGACUUCCUCCUCUAACUUACACUUACCAAGGUUAGAGGUCAGAUUGAGUUUGAUUUAUUGUAACCCACUACUUAGAUAGGAUAUAUGAUCGUGUUUAUAUCCAAUAAAAAUCCUCAUGAUUCAUAUAUAGAAAUAAUCACUCUCGUUAUUACAUGUCUUUGUAAAAAAUUUCAUUCUCUAGUCUAUAUGUGACAAUCAUUCUAGUGUUUAUAUGUAAUAAUCAUUCUAGUGUUUAUAUGUAAUAAUCAUUCUAGUGUUUAUAUGUAAUAAUCAUUCUCGUGUUUAUAUGUAAUAAUCAUUCUCGUGUUUACAUGUAAUAGUCAUUCUAGUGUUUAUAUGUAAUAAUCAUUCUAGUGUUUAUAUGUAAUAAUCAUUCUCGUGUUU